AUGAAGAACUUGGCUGUACGAGAGGUUCCAAUUGAAGGUGAAGAGAUCAAGCGCAAUAAGGCAAACAUAUUCAAUGUGAGAAGUUACAAUAAUAAUCACACAUGCGGCUAUGGUGAAAGAUACUUAACACAACGUCAAGCUACUUCGGAUGUAAUUGCUAGUAUAGUCAAGGACAAGUAUGUUAAUCCAAAAAAAGUUUACACCGCAAAUGAUGUAAUAGAGGACAUACAAAAGCAACACGGGGUUGAAGUGACCUACAUUAAAGCACGGAGAGCUAAAGAGAUAGCAAUGGCAAUGAUAAGAGGGAAUCCGAGCGAUUCAUAUAAGGAGUUGCCGAGGUAUUUGUAUAUGUUGGAGCAUACAAAUCCAGGAACGGUUACAAAGUUGCACAAAUCAGAAGAUGGAUGCUUUCUUUAUGCAUAUGUUUCGCUAUAUGCAUCUAUCAAGGGUUGGGAGCAUUGCAGAUCGAUAAUGGUUGUUGACAGAAGUUUUCUUAAAGCAGCAUAUAAGGGUACCAUAUUGAUUGCUUGGACACGGGAUGGAGCUGGUGAGUUGACUGUAUCUACCUUGUUUCUGCAGAAAAAUCCUUCCACUUGCAUAGUAGAUUCAGAGAAUAAUAAAUCUUGGGAGUGGUUCUUCGUCCAGAUAAAGGGUACUUUUGGUGUUAGAGAUGGGAUGUGUAUAGUUUCAGAUAGAAAUGAAAGCAUCUUCAAUGCCACAAAAGCUGUGUACCCGGAAGUUCCACAUUGUAUUUGCAUGUUUCACACUUUCACUUGUGGUAGAAUGUCAAGCACAUUCAAGAAACAUCACAAACAAUUGAAGGAUAUCUUCUUCGCUUUGGCUAGAGCUUACACGAUAGAGAAGUUUGACCACCAUAUGACAGAGAUGUGCAAAAUUGAUCUGAGGGUGCAGCCUUACUUGUUUGAAAUUGGCUACGAAAGGUGGUCUAGGGCAUACUCCAAAGUGAAAAGGUUGAUGGUAAUGACUUCCAAUAUUGCAGAGUCAAUUAAUGCAGCAAACAAAGAUGCUAGAGAGUUAUCGGUAAUGCUAUUGCUGGAGUACAUGACAAAUUUACUACAACAGCGGAACAACAAAAACAGAAGAAGUGCAAUGGAGACAUCUACAGAGCUUGGCGAAAAGUACGACAAACUUCUUCGGAAAUAUCUGAUUGCAUCGGAGCAAAUGACGGUGAGGCCUACCACGGAGCAGUUAUAUAUUGUGCUUGAAGGGUUAAGGCUACACAUAGUAUGCCUUGAAGAGGGAACAUGCAGUUACGGCAAAUUUUAA
Messenger RNA from Nicotiana attenuata, 1287 nucleotides. RefSeq lists its product as uncharacterized. The transcript is spliced from 4 exons. Bases 1 to 1287 code for a protein of 428 amino acids. NCBI's taxonomy places the organism in Eukaryota, Viridiplantae, Streptophyta, Magnoliopsida, Solanales, Solanaceae. The record is from RefSeq and is a predicted model, not a curated record.